AUGAAAAACGAAUACGAUCUUAUGAAGCACGAACAGAAGAAGUUAGUUUUGAAAGAAAACACCAAAAGCGAUGUUAUAGAUAAUGCAGAAAAAUGGUUUCCGCCCGGGAUUGAACCGAGAUUAUCUGCUUUUAGAGCAGAUGUGCUACCAUUACACCACGGAAACUUAACAAUAUUGUCUGAAACUGCUGUACUAGUUCCAAAAUAUGACGUCACAAGACACGACUAUGCAUCGAUCAAAGUUGUAGAAGAACAACGUACACUAAUUUAUAAUGAAGCAAAUACAUACAUUGAAGGACGUUGUGUCACGCCACCAGAAGCAUGCUGGCGAUUAUUUGCUUUAGAAAUUCCAAAAAAAAGUUAUAGCGUCCAACGACUGGAUACCCACUUACCAGGUCAGAAACGGAUCGCAAACUUGAACCAAACCCAUGAAGAUUUAGCCGACAUUGGCCAAAGAGGGUCUACCCUGAAGGCUUAUUUUAAGCACAAUGCAGAAAUUACAAGACAUAAUCAGUCAAGAGAUAAUAUCUCAAGUCGAUAUCAUUUUUAUUGGCAGAUGCCUGACAAUUUUACAUGGAUCGGAAGAUCUAGCGAAUGGGGGUCAAGAGUUCGCCAUUUGCGAGUAAUUGGUAGGAUUCACAAUGUGAAUUUCGUUGCCCAACCAGAACUUUACCACUUGCGAUUAUUACUAUUUCAUGUAAAAGAUGCAACAAGUUUUGAAGACCUUCGAACCGUAACAGACAUCCAAUAUCAGACAUCUCCUGAAAAUCCAAACCGUUUGUGGGAAAAAUUUAAAGAAAAUUUGUCAGAAGAUUUUAUACGCGCGAUCCGGCAAAAUGGAAAGCCUAUAGAAAAUGCAAUUAAUCGUGGUUACAGAAUGAUUGCUAGAAAAUUAAACACUGAAACAACAGAAGGACGAAAUUUCCAAUACUGGUCACAAAAUUUUGGCUUUGAGGACAUCGAUAAUUACGAUCUUGAAGAUAAUCAAGAGAAUUUAAACACGGAUGAAUCAGCAGUAUUAGGAGAGCAACUGUACCAGUUACUAAAAGGAAGACAGAUAGAAGUGCCACGUGCGAAUAAAACUGAGUUAUUAGAUCUUUCUACCAAGCGAUACUUCUUAUGGUCCGUUUUCAAGACUUUUAAACUAGAAGAAAAUAUGCGCGGUGAUAUAGAGCAACGACAAUUUGGUGAUUAUUUACUAAAAUUAGGCAACGGCGAACUGACCCUAAAUACUAUGGAAGAAAUU
Molecule: messenger RNA, 1245 nt
Organism: Brenthis ino (lesser marbled fritillary)
Lineage: Eukaryota; Metazoa; Arthropoda; Insecta; Lepidoptera; Nymphalidae
Source: the annotation of a GenBank genome assembly